This is a messenger RNA of Didymosphaeria variabile, 2136 nucleotides long. RefSeq lists its product as uncharacterized. Lineage: Eukaryota; Fungi; Ascomycota; Dothideomycetes; Pleosporales; Didymosphaeriaceae. The record is from RefSeq and is a predicted model, not a curated record. The transcript has a single exon. The coding region runs from base 1 to 2136 and encodes 711 amino acids.
AUGGCCGAUUUACCUGCCGAGGCUUCCUGCCGAGUAUGCUCAGAGAUACUGGAUCUUUCAAGGGUUGUACAUGCUUCAAGCGGCAGGAUCGAUCCCGGAAAGCGCAUCCUAGGAAACAUCUCAGAGGUUACGAGCAUACCUUGCCCACACUCUGGGUCCAUCCAAAAGCUAUGGGAUGAUGGCAAGCCGCCCGAUCUGGAUUCUUCAGAAGUCUGGGAAGUUAACCUACGCUACCUUUUCGACGACUUUGCAUUUCGAUUCUACGAUCCAAAAGAUCCGGAAGCGAACAGCUUCUUCAGAACCUUCAAUUUGAUCGUUAAGCCUGACCAAGCUGAACAUCCCGGAGCAUCAAAAGCCAUUGAUGCAGAGUGGAUAGACCCUUUGAUCCCUCGGUCAUGGUACGCAACAUGCGUCAGAGAGCAUGGCGCUAAAUGCGAAGAACCAUUGUGGAUGGCUGCACAACCUUGGACGAUCGCGACUCCUGAAUGGCUCAUCGACGUCAACGACUGGUGUUUGGUACCUUACAGUAUCGAAACAUCCAGGUAUUUUACCCUUUCCUAUACCUGGGGACACGUGAAUUGCCUCCGUACUACUGUGGCACUUCUCGAACACUUGCAGCAACCAGGGUCAUUGCAUACGACCUACCUGAGCGAAUUACCUCGCACGAUUCAAGAUGCCAUGGGAAUCACUAGAUUGCUAGGUGAAACGUAUUUAUGGGUUGACAGCUUAUGCAUUGUCCAGGAUGACGCAACCUCACUACAUAACAACCUUAACAACAUGCAUCACAUCUACGCUCGGUCGACCCUAUGCUUGGUUGCUUUCGCUGGUCUAGAUGCCAAUCACGGCUUGAGAGGACUCAAGGGCGUCUCAGCCCCAAGAGCUGUUGAUCAACUCGUACUGCCAAUGGGUAAUGAUGAAGCGAUAUCAUGGUACAACACCCCUCGCGCUACAUGGGACAGCUUUGGUCAAAUACCUGGACAUGUGGGACUCACCUACAAUGAACGUGGCUGGACUUUUCAGGAAUUUAUAUUCGCCAAACGCCGGCUUAUCUUCACCGACGGACCUCUUCGCUGGAUCUGUCCCUGCACUACAUGGGGCGAGGACAAGGUGAUCGACUUGGUCGUUGACAACAUGAUGAACAUGCCCUAUACAAAAUGGAAAGAUCGGCAACGACCUGGUCUGGCAAGCUUGUUGACUGAUGUGGCAUCUGAAUUUAAUGUGCGACACUUCACCUUUUCCCAGGACACUCUAAACGCAUUCCUAGGGAUACAGAACCACCUUCAGAGGACCUUCCUCGGGGGCUUGAAUCAUGGGCAUCCUGACAUGUUCUUCGACAUCUCGUUGAUGUGGGAGCCCGAAGCAGAAAUAUCGCGCCGAGGUUCUUCACAAGAUGCGCCGACCGAGCCCAGAUACCUGCCUACGUGGUCCUGGAUGGGUUGGCAUGGUGCCUUUCGCUUCUUAUGCGAUGAUGAGUAUGAAUGCUACGGACCGCCAUCGAACGGGAUUGUCGAGCCCGUUACGCAAUGGUUCGCUUUACAGGCGGCUGCAUCAGUGGGGAGUAUGCGACCUAUGGCAUGCAAUUGGCAUCAGUACAAGAUGUUAGCGCGACAAGGUGCGAGAGUAGUGCCCAAAGGAUGGACACGACACGCAAGCCUAAACGAGGACGGCAAGUUCGAGAUUGGAGACGCUCGGUUCCACUAUCCUGUUCCUGUCCCCUCGCUCGCAAUGUCCACAGACCCGAUCGAGCAAUCACGGUUAAUUUUUGCGAAGACGACUCGAGCAUACUUUACAGCGCGGAAAGCUAAUAUACCAGGCCAGCUCCAUGACAUUGAAUUGUGCGUCGAGCUUUAUACUGUAAUAGGUGAACUUGCUGGGCUUAUGCGACUUCAUAAGAAGUGCGAUGAGGACAGCAUCAUUACAGGUCACAAAGUCGAGCUCGCUGCGGUCGUGAAAGGAUGGACGACGGAGCUUUGUGCUCUGACACCACAUCGACUUGAGAAUAACACAAAGCAUCCAUGUUAUUUUGCGCUAUGCGUUCAGUGGAAAGAUGGAAUCGCGAGACGACUGGGCAGCUGUAAAGUCUUUGCUAACGUGUGGGAACGAUAUCAGGAGCCAGUGGAUCUGAUUCUGGGAUAG